Messenger RNA from Lates calcarifer (barramundi perch), 6846 nucleotides. RefSeq names its product fidgetin (gene fign). Lineage: Eukaryota; Metazoa; Chordata; Actinopteri; Centropomidae. The transcript is spliced from 3 exons. The record is from RefSeq and is a predicted model, not a curated record. Gene Ontology annotation, molecular function: ATP binding; ATP hydrolysis activity; microtubule severing ATPase activity. Bases 443 to 2704 code for a protein of 753 amino acids.
AGAUGUACACAUUCUCACAUAAUGAAAUAUGCACAUGAUGCACUUCAGAAUGUGCCAGACACUACAGAGGGGGGCAGUUUUCAGUAGUCCCUGCAGACAAUACAAUUAGAUUGUUAAUACACCAAAUUACCUAUAGCGUAACACCAUGAUAGGCUAUUUGUGAACUGCUGCUCAUUAAGGUCGAUUCUCUUUGAAUUUGGCUCCCGCCGCAGAGAACAUGCGCAGUGUGCCGCGUGCUACCUUCAGUCAGUGGAGCAGCUGUCCAGGGUUUGGAAUUCCAACAUGGCAGAGGCUGUGGUCAGUCUUCCCCUCACUAACUUGGAAUGGUUUCAAAUCGCGAGCAGCCGCGCUUAACCCCAGUGAGCCAUUCAUCUGCGCACUCACCGGAUCGAUGAUACUGUAAACCCCGACGCUGCUCUGUCACCUACACAGGCUUGAAGACAUGAUCACUAGCACCAGUAUUUAUGGUCUAAAGAUGCAGUGGACCCCAGAGCACACACAAUGGGCAGAGCAACACUUUGACAUCUCAUCCACUACCCGCUCGCCAGCACACAAAGUAGAGGCCUACCGGGGGCACUUACAGCGUACGUACCAGUAUGCGUGGGCAAACGAUGACAUCUCUGCUCUGACUGCCUCCAAUCUGCUAAAGAAAUAUGCAGAGAAGUACUCUGGGAUCCUAGAGGGCCCAAAUGAAAGAGCCCUGCUGUGUUCCUACUCUGAUAGCACCACUGGACUCAUGAAUGGACGAAAGUCAGAGAAUGAGUCCUGGCAGGAGGGGAUUUACCCAAUGAACUGUGCUCCAGAUGUUAUAUCUGUGAGCAAAGCUGGAAUGACAGCUGCCCUACCCCCUACAGAUGUGUCGGCUAGCAUAGGCAGCUCCCCGGGGGUGGCCAGCAGCUUGUCUGAGCCUAGCUAUUCCAGCAGUAACUGUGGGAGCCACACAGCCACUACUCUUCACUCGGGCCUCCCCUCUCAGGAAUAUACUGCCAGCUACAACGGCUCCUACCUACAUUCUAGCUACAGUGGCCAGAAUACCCCGGCCCUUCCCUCCCCACACCCGUCUCCUUUGCACAGCGCUGGGCUCUUACAACCACCACCCCCACCUCCUCCCCCUGCCUUAGUGCCGAGCUACAACGCUGGGUCUCCAAACCUCCCCAACUACAAUUAUCCUCCAACAGGGUAUCCUUCUCAGACUGCUGUUGGCCCUGGUUAUAGCCCUGGGGGAGCACCCCCUCCUUCUGCUUAUCUGCCAUCCGGUAUUGCAGCUCCUACACCAAUCCCUCCCUCCACACUGCCUGGCUACACCUACCAGUCCCACAAUCAUACACCAAUUGCACCAACACCUUUGAAUGGCAGCACAUCCAACUCAUUAAAACGAAAAGCUUUCUACAUGAGCGGACAUGGAGAUAUGGACUCUAGCUAUGGUAAUUUCAACUACAACCAACAGCGCUCCUCACAUAGCCCAAUGUACAGAAUAACAGAUAGCAGUGUCUCAGACUCAAACAGGGGCAAUGGCUUUGAUAGAAAUGCCGAGGCUUCGUCUUUAUCGUUUAAGGCAACCAAACAGCCAAUGUCCUCUGAUCAACAAAGAAAAUUUAACAUGCACUCUGGCAGAGCACUAACUCCUCCAUCCUAUGGAUCAACCAAAAGCUCUGUGGGUGAUCUCAGAACUGGUGAACCCUACAGCAAGUUUGGAUCUCCCAUCAUGAGUGAGCAAACUGAUGAGCACAGACAGCACCUCUCUCACUCCCUAACAGGGCCUGACAUUGGUUCGGCUACCUCGUCCAUCCACGCUGCAGAGGAGCAACUGAAGAACAGUGAUUCCAAUCUGGUGGAGAUGGUGACCACGGAAAUCCUUCAGCAGGGCCCACCAGUAGACUGGAGUGACAUUGCAGGUCUGGAUAUGGUCAAAGCAGCUAUCAAAGAGGAGGUACUAUGGCCCAUUUUAAGGCCAGAUAUGUUUAGCGGACUUGCCACAUUACCUCGAACCCUCCUUUUAUUUGGACCUCAGGGAACUGGUAGAACGCUGCUAGCCCGCUGCAUGGCCAGCCAACUGGGGGCUGCCUUCUUGCGACUAAGCAGUUCAGGUCUGGUGACUAAGUGGCUGGCUGAAGGGGACAAGAUUAUCCAGGCUUCUUUCCUGGUGGCCCGGUGUCGCCAGCCGGCAGUUGUGUUCAUCAGUGAAGUGGACCUGCUGCUGUCAGCCCAGCUCAGUGAGGAAAGCCCAGUGAAUCGCCUCAAAGCUGAGCUCCUCAUGCAGCUUGACAGUAUUCUGACCUCUGCUGAGGACCAUGUCCUGGUGGUCUGCUCUACCAAUAAGCCUGAAGAGAUCCCAGAAUCCCUACGGAGGUACUUUACUAAACGACUGCUCAUCCCCUUGCCUGAUGGGACAGCACGACACCAGAUAAUCAGCCAACUGCUCUCACAGAAUAACUACUGUCUUAGUGACAAAGAGAUGUCACUACUGGUUCAGAGGACAGAGGGCUUUUCAGGACUGGAUGUGGCCCAGCUGUGUCAAGAGGCUAUAGUAGGUCCUCUCCAUGGUAUUCCUGGUACUGACCUGUCAAGUAUCCAUCCCAGUCAGAUGAGACCUGUCUCCUACCAAGACUUUGACAAUGUGUUCUGCAAAUUCCAGCCUAGCAUAUCACAAAAAGAACUUGACAUGUACACAGAGUGGAACAAAAUGUUUGGUUGUAGUCAAUGAAAGAGACCUAUCAAACACUAUUUCUUUUAAACCCAGUAAUUAAAUACAAAUGAGUAUUUGGCCUUCACCAAACAAGAAAAAUAACAAGUAAUAGCGACAUGAACUUAUUAUAUACAACAAAGGGAUUGUCCUUGAAAGACUGAAGAUGACAGUCUGGAUAUCACACAUUGGUAACAAUUGAUUAAAUGCUUCAUAUGGCUUAAGCCAUGUGCUCACUAAAGCUCAAAUGACUUGUAGAAGAUGCCCCCUGCCCCCUGUUUUUGUAUAUACAUACAUAUAUAUAUAUAUAUAUAAAUAUAUAUAUAUAUGUAUAUAUGUCUGUUUGUUACACACAGACAUAUAUACAUAUAUAUACACAGUAUUCUGCUGAUCUUGAGAUUUAGUUGCUAUCAAGUGCCUGAAGUGGUGCUGUUUAAGUUGGUUCUUUUUUGUUGUUUGUUUGUUUACUUUUUGCCUCACAAUCUUCAUUGGUGAUGUGCUAAUAUAAAAAAAGCUUUAAAAUGAGACAAAAAACGUGCUUUCUCUUUUCCAUUUGAACAGUGUCCUUUUUGUGCUCUCUGUGAACAGUUGUGGUUAAUUUGAGGUAAAUUAAAUUUAUUGGCAUAAUUUCAGUUGGGCUUCAAUACCAUACAUGUGUUUUAUGUACAUGUAAAUCAUUUAAUUACAAUAACACUGACACAGAUUUUUUUUUUUGCUGGAAUGAUAUGAUUUUUGUGUUCUGGCAAACUUAAGGUGAAUUUGGUUUGCUCAACUAGCCUGUCCACUAUAGAUGAAAUUAUUAAAAACAAAUAUCAUUUACAAUGUGACUUCAACUUAAACAUUAAAUUACUAUGUAAUUGCUGUUAGAAUAUUGUUACAGUAGUAAUUCACAGUGUUUCUCUUAACUGUAAAAUUCUACCAUUUUUUCUUUUGAUGUUCUCUAUUUGAAAACUCAGGAAAGUGAUAUUGACAUGUAUAGUACCUCAUGAGCUUGUGUCGAAACACUAUACACUACAAGAGCAUUUGGCUUGCAUUUGAAAUUCCAUCAUCAAACCGUGUAAGGCUAUAUAAUACCUCAAAAAGCUCAAAAUGAAAUUAGAUGGUUCCUACAGUGAAUGUAUGAGAGUAAUUCUGGUUUAUUUGCAAGACAAAAAAAAUCAUUUUGGGGAUUUCUUUACAUUUGGAUUUGUUUGAAAUGGAAAGUUGUACUAUGAUUAGAGAUUUGCCUUUGAAAAGAAUUGAACCAGUAUGUAUCUUGAAUUGUAGCCUUGAAGCCAUUUCUGUUUUGAACAUAGUUUUAUUUCCUAUUGGGUUAAACCUCCAUUUCCAUCAUAUACAAUGAUCUUGCUCUUUAGUUCAAUGUUUCCACACACAACUGUUCAGCUUGUGGUGACGCAGAGCAGAGAGAAAUUUGAAAAGUGCAGACAAACAUCUUGGGGUUGAGGAAGACAACUGCCCUGAGCUAUUUCAUUCCAUCCUGCUGCUGUUUUAUCAUUAAUGAAACCUAAGGAUUAUGUAUAGCCUGAGUUCCUUUCUACCUCAGUUUGUUAGUUAUCUCUGAAAGACAAAUUCAUGAGGAUGGAAAAAUGUCAGCACCUAUUUUGCUUGUUUGAUGCGGAUCCUUUUGAGAGAACACCAAACAGUAUCACGUUGUUUGCAAAAUCUAUUAGCUUUACAUUUUGAUAGCUCCCAAGAAUCCUGUUUCUCACCACAUAAUGCACUUAAAGGGGAAUACCACUGAAUAUCAGGUUUGGUAUACACUAUGCCCUAGCCUUAGGACAAUAUGGACUGUAUCGACUAACAUCCACCAGUGGAUCAUGAUGCCAUAGGGUUUGUUUGGUUUUUUUGCCCCUGAAUAUGUGAUGUCAAAUAGAACAUCUAAAAGUGAUGAGCAUUCACAGUGGUGUUGUGUAUAUAUUUUCUGGCUUUAAACCAAGUACAUUAGUUUAAUAUAAUAUAUACAGAAGAACUGGUUUGACAUUCUUAGGCCAUAACUGUAACAUUCACAAACUGAGUGGCAUUCCUUUUUAAAAACUGCUAAUGUCUCGAAGGCUAGUUUCACUAGGUCUUUACACAAAAUGCAACUGUUAUUUUUCUAUUUUGUCAUCUUCAUGUUUAAACUGUUACAAUGUUAUGAAUCAUUACUUGCUGCCAUUAAUCAAUACAUUUGCAUGCAACAUUUCUGACAAUGAAAGAGUAGGUCUAACAGAUGAAUUAGCAAGUAAAAAGUAUUGAAUGUAUUAUGUCCUCUGUGCAGUAAGGAAAGCAAAGCACUUGCACAUUGAAAAAUGCCACUGAAGUAGAAAGCACUGUAGGUGUAUGAUACUGCAGAGGCACAAAAGGACCUCAUGUUUGUUUUCAAAGGAGGUCCCUUCACGUUUGUUGUCCAUUGCACAUAUUUUACCAGUUCUUUUUUUAUUAGCCAGUGUGCAUAUUAAUUCACUGCCACCUGGUUUGAUAUCAUUAGCUUUUCCAGAUCCAUGUCAGGAUGUUUACAGAGCACCCAAGACAAUGGCAGAGAAACUACAUAGAAAGAAAGCUAGCAAGCUUGCCAAUAGUAAUAUGUUGUUGCAGUUUCACACUAUCUUUGUUAUGCAUGUAUUAGGAGAUUGGUGGCAACAUUUUCAUUAAAUACAAACAACUUACAUUAAUUGGUAAAUUGGUAACACAGUUUGAUUUACUUAGAAGAAGAAGAGAGAAAGAGAGAGAAAUUUUGUUGAUCUACUGUACAUGCAACUGAAUAGGUAACAGUGUAGAGUAUGAAUGCCCAUUUGUGUUUAAUUUUAAGCAUUGUUUUUCUGUUGUGACAAGUAUCAGCAAGAUUUACUGUUUACAUACACCUAAUCAGGGGUGGGAGUGUACAAUUUGUUUUCAUAUGAGACUGUCCAUUUAGAAGCUUCAAACAUAAAAACAAAACAUGGCGUUGCAUAAAAUUAGACCAGUCUUUAUAUAAAACACAUUUUUUUUAAAUUAGCUUUCACUGGAGAAAUGAAGGAAAUGAGUGGGAAAAAAAGCAAAAACUGCAGUUCUCUCCAUGAAUAUUAUAUCAUUAAUUAUUGCACUUUGAGGUGUUUAUUAAUUGAUUGAUUUUCUUUCUUGAAGCCAAAGCAAAGCAUCUUUCUUUUGAAUAUGAUGAACGUACCUUUGAAAAUGUCAUGUAUUCCAGAAACUGCAGAUAUUUCAAAUUGGAAAUUAGCACUCUCACUGAGCAUUGUUAAGUUAUUGUAUCAGAGUAUGUAAAAUACUCUCAAGGGAGUACUCAUAGAAACGUGACUAAUUUGUUUAUCUUUAAAAUAAAAUGCCACACAGAUAUUAGCAGAAAAUGUCACAUACCACACAGUGUAUUGUCACACUGGAAUAUAAUUGUUUCUGUGUCCAUGAUUGCUAAUUUUAAGAAGUAAUUUUGGUCAUUGCAAGGUUUUUGACAAGAAGUUGAUAAGAAGCCCUAAGUGCCAUUAACAAGCACAGAUUUCACAAGUUUAAGAGGUCGACUGUUCAUGAACUUACAGAGAGAUGUGUGUUAAGAAGGGGAAAUGUUCCACUCACAUUAAGUAGUACUUGUAAUCACUUAGACAACAAUAGAUCUUAUCACAUAUUUGUUACGUUUAAAAAACUGUCUCCCAAACAGUGAAACAGAGCACAGCAUAACACAAGGAACAUGAAUAAAUGUUAUAUUCGUAUGUUCGUAUGUCAUCUAGACAGUAAAAAGGUUUACAGCACGAUCAGAUAUGAGGAAAACUAUUAUACAUUUAUCCAUAUAGGGUGUAUAUUUGCCAUGCUGUAUACCUUAUCAUUAAAAAUAGUCAUUCAUUAUUGAAGGUGAUGUGAUGAAAGGGCCUACAGUCACAAACAACACUUGAGCAGAACCUUUGAUAAGCACAUCGAGUCUCACAGUAAUGCUGACUCAGUCACUUGAAUCACUUUUUUUCAAAAAUCUGUCAGUAUUUCUGUAAUUACAUUUGUUGAGAACUGCUUAAGAUUUUGAUUCCAUCCUUAUGUAGUUUUAUAGUCUGGCAUUCUUUAUAACCAUUUCUACCUCAUUACUACAUAUUGUACAUGUAGUACUUAUGUCCUGUCAUUUUGAAUGUCAUGCAUUUGUGGAUAAAAAGUUAAAACAACACAAAAAAAUGAAUAAAAAAAUAAAAGCUUGCCCUUGAAUCUGA